Messenger RNA from Rhincodon typus (whale shark), 1344 nucleotides. Its product is annotated as fibroblast growth factor-binding protein 3-like. The transcript is spliced from 2 exons. The record is from RefSeq and is a predicted model, not a curated record. Gene Ontology annotation, biological process: cell-cell signaling. Lineage: Eukaryota; Metazoa; Chordata; Chondrichthyes; Orectolobiformes; Rhincodontidae. Gene Ontology annotation, molecular function: growth factor binding. Bases 339 to 1049 code for a protein of 236 amino acids.
GUUGACGAUAGCACUGUCCGCAAGCUUUUUGUUUCAACUCUUCUCGCCGUCUCGUUGCAUCGCCUGGGUCAGAAAGUGGGUCACUCCAUUCACUGAUGUGUGCCUGAUUAUCACAGGCAAAAGUUUCUUCGGCAAAUUCUCACCCGGUUACUUUUCGGCAUCAUUAGUGGAGUAUACACCUCCCUCCUCCCGAAAUCGGUUUCCCGUGAAGAACUGACUUGUUUUAACUGCAGCCCUUUUGAUGGAAUGCUUUCUGCUUGAACUUUUCGGACAGGUUGAAGUCUCGAUUUUGGCUUUUUUAGAGGAAACGUGAAAUUCGUGUUGAGGGGGCUGAGGAGAUGAGGUGCUUUUGGGAACUCACUCGGUUUCUCUUGGUGUUGUACCUCAUCUGCUGUCCUGGGGAAGGGGCGAAAGGCGGAGAUGGGAACGAACAAGCCAGCCGUCCCAGGAGGAAGGGGAAAGGAAAAUUGUUGCCGAAUAAAGGAGUUCUGACCACCAGGGAGGGCCAUGAGUGUUCCUGGGAGGUGCAGGGGCAGGAAGAGUCCACCCUCCAGCUGAGCUGCACGUACCAAGGCAACAGUUACUGGUGUCAGUAUAGCGGCACGCCGCACAGCUGCCUCGCCUAUAACAGCAGGGCGGCCCAGUACUGGAAACAGGUCCUCAGUAAAGUCAAGAGGAAAAGACACGUCUGUCAGGGAGAUGCCACCUUAAAGGCGAGGGUCUGCAAGCAGGGGCCGCCAGAAUCGCAGCUAAAACUGAAGGGCAAGAGCCCCGAUCCGGGCAGGAGAAAGGACAAGGUUCAUUUCAGAGGGACUGGGCGCCUGAAGGAGCAGAGUGCAGGGUUGGAGCAGGCUGAGCCCACUCAGAAAGCCCGGAAAAAGACCAGCAACAAAUCCAAAGCGUCGGAUUCUGUCAGGGGCGAGGAGCCGAGCUCACUGAGUGAGAUGAAUGAUGACCAUCCCGAUUUGCAAGGAGACCUCUCUCAGGUUUACUGCGCUCAGAAAUGGCAUUCCCUCUGCUCCUUCUUCGUCGGACUGUGGAAUGGCUAGUUAGAGACUUUCUCUGACAGCAUAGCGAGACAGGUUUAGGUACAUCCAUCCAGCACCCCCCCACCCCUUCUCGCCUGUGUAACUGAGAUCUCCUUUAAUACUAAACAGAGCCGACUAAACAGAACCACUGCUGAAUUAGAACUGUUUUUUUUACGUACUAAACAGACUCACAUUGUCGAGUGAAACGCUGUGAACGCUAUCUCUGUUAAUUUAACAUUUCAAUAACUUGUUUGUUGCAUUGUAUUUUUUUUUAACUCGACCCUGUAAGACACAACAUUAAAGUCAGAGAAACCUG